AUGAAGAUUAGCAUUUUAGAAAUAUGUGGUUGUGUAUACUAAAAAUAAAAGAAAAGCUCCAUCAGAAAGAGUUAAAUUGAUAUUGUAAAUAAGUCCCAUUCUAAAAUGAGAAGAUAUAAUAGAUUCAACUUGAUCAGGAAUAAAAUAAAUUUAUAAAAACCUAAGGUUAAUAUUAAUUUAGGAGAGGUAAUGGUCUGAAUGUGAAUAAUACUAUUCAAAAUGCUACAAUAAACCUUACUAUAUAUGAUAUUAUGUUUAAGAAUAUUGAAAAAAAGAAAAUUUAAAGAUGCUAUCAAUCAAUAAUGUAGUAUUCUUGACAUAAGUCAAAUAGAUUGAAGGCAGCAUUUUGAACAAGUCUACUCAAUUAAUUAAUACAUUACCCUCUUGAAGUCAUACGUGUUUAAUUUUUCUGUAGAUAUGAGUCACUUCAUAAGGCUUGGUGUGUCAUUUUGAUUGUCUAAGAAAACUCUCAGAAAAUAAGGUUAUUCAGCCGUGUAUUAGGGAUUCGUUCUAUCCUCUUGUUGCACUACAUCAUACUUAAGAAUUGAUUUUCUUGUUCAUAAUCAAUUAAAAGAUCUCGUACCAAUAAAAUCUGAUUAGAUCUUGAUGAAAUUGGCAUAAUAAUUGAAAUUGCGUCGAUUUCAAUAAUUACUUCAACUGAAUUUAAAUAUUCAAUUGAUACAAUACAUGGGAAGAAUAUAAAUUAAUGUCUUUUUGGGAGCAUAAAGAGCAUAUGUUAAAUUUUAUGAUCAUAUGAAAAAGAUGAGGAAAGAAGGAUUAUUAUAAUAUUAGAGAGGAUUUUGGAUAAGACUCAUUACAAUGGUUUCAGCUGUUUAAUUUAAUUUAAUGAUUUAAGAAGUUAUCAACUUGA
This is a messenger RNA of Paramecium pentaurelia, 871 nucleotides long. The record is from the annotation of a GenBank genome assembly. NCBI's taxonomy places the organism in Eukaryota, Ciliophora, Oligohymenophorea, Peniculida, Parameciidae.